Ciona intestinalis (vase tunicate) is the source of this 1523-nucleotide messenger RNA. The record is from RefSeq and is a predicted model, not a curated record. Lineage: Eukaryota; Metazoa; Chordata; Ascidiacea; Phlebobranchia; Cionidae.
UUGAAUAAGAAGUUGCCACAGCUUAAAAUGCAUGAAAUAACAGAUCCAAUUGACAGAGACCGUAAUAUUGGCUGUAAACGACUGGAUUUAUCAGAUUAUAAUGAGGUUGUAGAAUUUAUGUUUAAAACUUAUAGUUUUAGUGAGCCAGUAUCAUUGGCCUUGAGUCCUACACUUCAGGAAGUUAAUGAAGUAUUGGAACUUGGAACAAAGAGUUGUCUAGAGUCGAAUACAUCGAUUGCGGCAUAUGACAAUAACAGCGGAGAACUCAUAGCUGUUGUAUUAUCUGAAUUCAAUCAAUUAGAUUCAAUUGACCUCAAUUCUUUUGGCGAAUAUGGAAGAAAAAUGUUUCAGAUCGUUGUUGAUUUGAACAGACAAGGUUUACCUGAUCACAUUCGAAGAUCUAAAUUUCUAACCUUAGUUGCUGGCUCAGUUAGACCAGAGUAUUCAAAACAAGGAGUUACUACCAAGCUUGCAGAGAGAUCGAAACUGGUUGCGAUGGAAUUCGGUUGCGAGUACAUUACAGUUGAAUGCACCUCGCUUUACUCGCAAGCUGUCUGCAGAAAACUUGGCUAUACGCUUUUACACGAGAUAAAGUAUUUAGAUUAUUCAGAUGAGGCUACUGGUGAAAAGUGGUAUGCAAGCAUCCGUGAACCACAUCGUUCUAUUCAGUUAUUUGCCUUGAAAGUUAAGCGACCUUUAAACAUUAGCCCACGAUUGUAAUGCCUAAUCGAGUGCGGGAUUUCCUGCGGUAACGCGAUAAAAAUUACAUGAAAAUGUUUUACUUAAUUACCACGUCACUUUUGGCCUGCUAUAAAUACGAAUGUUCAAGUGUUUUAACUCUCAUAAAUUCUGGUAAACACCUUUUUAAUGCUAACUGCAAUUAUGAGAUGAGAGUUGUUAUCGACAUAUACACGGACUACAACUAUCUCUAUAAUAGGCCGUGAAUAAAACUGUGCGAGUUAUAUAGUAGGGUGGGGUGAGAUGGGACACCUUUUUAUUUUAUUUUCUCCGCCCAUUUGGUAGUAAACAAAGAAAAUUCAACGAAUUAUUAAACCGUAUCCUCACGACUCCCAUAGGCCGUUAUUAUAUGUUUAAAACUCGAUCAGGAUAUUCGAAUAUCAUGUGUCAAAGGUGUCCCAUCUUCCCCCACCCUACUAUAGGUGUUAUUGGUGACAUUAAAAAUUAAAGUGACCAAACAUAUGCUCUUUGAUAAGCAGUCAGAACGAGUUCGAAGGCUCUAUAGGCGUUCAGUCUUCGAACACGAAACCUCGGGGGUCAACAAGCAACAUCUUUAGCAGCAACAACAACAACAAAAACAACAACAGGAACGUAUUGCCAUUGUGGGUUUAUGUGUGCUCGGUCAAGACACAUAAUUGCUUCAACCCAUUGGUCAUUAUUAUAAUUUUUUCUCAUUCAUAUCUUAAUGAAUAAUAAUAAGUAGCAAAGUAAUAAAACACUGGAUUUUGGACAAUGCGUAUUUUACAUAGGGAUAACAAAUCGGAAAUACAAAAUGUCUCACUCAA